This is a messenger RNA of Ananas comosus (pineapple), 1798 nucleotides long. Its product is annotated as 50S ribosomal protein L25. Gene Ontology annotation, molecular function: structural constituent of ribosome; 5S rRNA binding. The record is from RefSeq and is a predicted model, not a curated record. The transcript has 3 exons. Gene Ontology annotation, biological process: translation. Bases 611 to 1402 code for a protein of 263 amino acids. NCBI's taxonomy places the organism in Eukaryota, Viridiplantae, Streptophyta, Magnoliopsida, Poales, Bromeliaceae. Gene Ontology annotation, cellular component: ribosome; cytosolic large ribosomal subunit.
CCCUCUCGAGUUGCACAUGAGACACUCCUACCUGAUACCUACAUUAUAUUUAUAAUAUGGGAGGCUCCUCCCAUUCAUCGUAGGAAGCAGUGGGUUUAACAAGUUACAUCAAUGUGAUUAGUGAAAGAGUUUUUGCCAUUUUAAUUAAGCGUAUGAUACUUUUUAGUUGAAACCGAAGGAAGCUUAUGCUGAAGCCGGCGGAGAAAACCGUUCGUCGGCCGAUAUCGGCGCGUUUUGCUGCCGUCGUGCACUAACUUUACCCGACAGCCCAAGUCUUCACUCUCAAAGCAACAGGCACCGUAAAGACAACUUCACAUUUGUAGGUUUUCAUCCCGAGGCCCGAACAAUAUUUAGGCCGGAGCCCAAAUACCAUCGCCGGUUAAUCUCACCCCGCGGCCCAAGAUCGGCCCAAGCUGCUUAGUGCACGAAUCUGAAAGCUGCACGCAUCUUAAGGACAAUCCGCUCCUCUCCUCGUCCUCCUCCUCCCCGAUCGCUAAAACCUAGUAAAACCUCUUCCUUCGCUCGUCCCUCUCUCUCUCUCUCUCUCUCUCUCUGUCUCACUCUAUCGUCGCCGUCCUCGGGACUGUUCCGUCCGUCACGUCCUCUUCCGAUGUUGCUCCGGCGACCCCCCCAAUCCCUAAGACCCCUGCUCCUCCGCCGCCCCUUCUCCUCCUCCUCCUCCGCCGCCGCCGCCGCCGCGGAUCAUCCCCGGCGAGAGGAGGUAUCGUGUUGGGACCCCUCGGCGCCGCUGGAGUACCUGGAGGGGUUCCCCCGCCCCGACCCUAAGCACGCGGAGACGAUCCUCGCGGUCCCGCGCGGCGCCUCGGGGAAGAUCGCGGCGGCGAAGGAGCGCAAGGCGGGACGGGUUCCGAGCAUCGUCUUCGAGCAGGAGAAAGGGGAGGAGGGCGGGAACAAGCGCCUCGUCUCCGUCCCGACCAAGCAGAUCCGUAAGCUCGUCGACCAUCUCGGCCGAUCCUUCGACCUCGAGGUCUGGUCCGAACCCGCCAGAUCCGGCGAUCUCAUCGAGAAGGUUCGGGUCCUGCCCCGAAAGUUGCAUCUUCAUGCGGGCACUGAUGCUCCUCUUAAUGUCACAUUCUUGAGAGCUCCUUCCUCCGCAUUACUCAAAGUUGACGUUCCUCUUGUAUUCAGAGGAGAAGAUGCAUCCCCGGGACUUAGAAAAGGGGCUUAUUUCAACACCAUAAAAAGGACGGUCAAAUUUCUUUGCCCGGCCGACAUUAUUCCCCCAUACAUAGAUGUGGACUUAAGCGAGUUAGAUGUGGGCGAGAAAUUGUUGAUGCGCGACCUCAAAGUUCAUCCCGCCCUACGCCUGCUUCAGUCACCUGACCAACCUAUUUGUAGCAUUAUAGGAUCAAGAGCACCGGAGCAAAAGAAGUCGAAAUGAGUCUUCUGCAUCUCCAGCAGAGAAGCCAUUACAAAUCUACAAGCCCAACUCUUUCAUUUUCACGAAUCUGCCUCGAAUCCGCUUCCAGAUUAUUGGACGAGUGUUGCGAUCAUCUAUAUAAUCCUUGGAAGCGGCGUAAAUUGUAUUAACCCAUGUUGUUUGUCCUCUGCAGCCAUUUUUUAACCAGUGGUGUAAAAGGAUUUUGAGCAAAAAUAAAGUUUAGGAAUCCUCUUUUUGUUUAGAAUAUAUUUAUUUACCUUCACAAAAGGUAAAGAAACUUUUUUUUUCUUUUAUUUUUUCGUCGUAUGUUUGUACUUUUAAUAGGCCUAGCUUAAAUACCUUGCUAUUCUGAUUCGCGAGGCAUGUGGCUUUUUAUACGAUUAUUAUCUUUUAUUC